GACCCGGGAGCCAAUAAAAACGUUCAUCGAGGCAGCAGCCCUGCACUCCUCCGCCGAAGUGGAUGAAGUACGGGCAGGAAGAGAGGAAGCAGCGAAGCAGACGCAUCGGGCGCGCAGCACCACCACCACCACCACCAUGAGGGAGAUCGUGCACAUCCAGGCUGGUCAGUGUGGAAACCAAAUUGGAACCAAGUUUUGGGAAGUGAUCAGCGACGAGCACGGGAUUGACCCAGCCGGAGGCUACGCUGGUGACUCAGCCUUGCAGCUGGAGAGGAUCAGCGUCUACUACAAUGAAUCAUCCUCUCAAAAAUAUGUACCCAGAGCAAUUUUGGUGGACCUGGAACCUGGAACCAUGGAUAGUGUGCGAUCUGGCCCUUUUGGACAACUCUUUCGACCCGAUAAUUUUAUCUUUGGACAAACAGGUGCUGGAAAUAACUGGGCCAAAGGACAUUAUACUGAAGGAGCAGAACUUGUAGAUUCAGUGCUCGAUAUUGUGAGAAAAGAAUGUGAACACUGUGAUUGUUUGCAAGGAUUUCAGCUCACUCAUUCUCUUGGAGGAGGAACAGGUUCUGGGAUGGGCACACUUCUCAUCAGUAAAAUUCGAGAGGAAUAUCCUGAUAGGAUAAUGAAUACCUUUAGUGUCAUGCCAUCUCCCAAAGUGUCUGACACUGUGGUAGAACCAUAUAAUGCUACACUCUCAGUCCACCAACUGGUUGAAAAUACAGAUGAAACCUACUGUAUUGAUAAUGAAGCACUGUAUGAUAUUUGCUUCCGUACUUUGAAGCUUACCACUCCAACAUAUGGAGAUCUGAACCAUUUGGUGUCUGCUACCAUGAGCGGGGUCACGACAUCACUGCGUUUUCCUGGCCAACUAAAUGCAGAUUUACGCAAGUUGGCAGUAAAUAUGGUUCCAUUCCCACGCUUACACUUCUUUAUGCCUGGAUUUGCUCCUUUGACUGCCCGAGGGAGCCAGCAGUACCGAGCUCUGACAGUCCCAGAGCUCACUCAGCAGAUGUUUGAUGCCAAAAACAUGAUGGCAGCCUGCGAUCCAAGACACGGACGAUAUCUGACAGUGGCCACAGUUUUCCGAGGUCCCAUGUCCAUGAAAGAAGUUGAUGAACAGAUGCUGGCCAUCCAGAACAAGAACAGCAGCUACUUUGUGGAAUGGAUCCCAAAUAAUGUUAAAGUGGCUGUUUGUGAUAUAGCACCCCGUGGCCUCAAGAUGGCCUCUACCUUUAUUGGAAACAGCACUGCCAUUCAAGAGCUCUUCAAAAGAAUUUCAGAGCAGUUCUCUGCCAUGUUUAGGAGAAAGGCUUUUCUUCACUGGUUUACUGGUGAAGGAAUGGAUGAAAUGGAAUUUACAGAAGCAGAGAGCAACAUGAAUGAUCUUGUCUCUGAGUACCAGCAGUACCAAGAAGCAACAGCAAAUGAUGGAGAGGAAGCAUUUGAAGAUGAUGAGGAAGAAAUUAAUGAAUAAAGUUAAUAUAAUACUCAAGUCUGAAGUGUUUGCUUUAGUGCUAAUCAUUUCCAUAAUAGUAAGAAUAUCAUAUUGUAGAGCUUAAUUUUCAGAGACUGGGUUAAUUUAGCCACUAUUUAUUUUGU
This is a messenger RNA of Python bivittatus (Burmese python), 1602 nucleotides long. It is a transcript of the gene TUBB6, whose product is annotated as tubulin beta 6 class V. The record is from RefSeq and is a predicted model, not a curated record. Gene Ontology annotation, molecular function: structural constituent of cytoskeleton; GTP binding; GTPase activity. Gene Ontology annotation, cellular component: microtubule. NCBI's taxonomy places the organism in Eukaryota, Metazoa, Chordata, Lepidosauria, Squamata, Pythonidae. Gene Ontology annotation, biological process: microtubule-based process.